This is a messenger RNA of Heterobilharzia americana, 618 nucleotides long. The record is from the annotation of a GenBank genome assembly. Lineage: Eukaryota; Metazoa; Platyhelminthes; Trematoda; Strigeidida; Schistosomatidae.
AUGAGUUUAUUUGAAAGCAUCAGGGACUGUCUUUCAAGACUUUGCCAUGGUGAAGAGGAUCACGUAUUAAGUAAAUUCUUCACCAAACUAUAUCAUGCAGAUGAGAAUGUGGCUGUUAGUGACAAAGACUACAAACUGAACUUACAAGAUAACACUUAUUUUGUUAUAUACACUCGUGUUACAAAAGAGACAGAAACUGAGGAUCAUGCUCCAAAACCAUUGUUUGAUUCAGUCAAUGAAGAAAUAUUCAUGGAGAGACCUACCUAUGCAAAGUUCAUUUCACUAUUAGACAAUUACAAUCCUCAAGUCGGUGUCUCUGAAGUUGUUACAAAACAAAAACUUGAAGAAGAAGAAGAAUUUAUCCAGGAAAAAAUAUCUGGAGAUCUAGCUAGUUUUGGAGAAUUUUUAAAGGAUUUAUGGUUUAAAAGAUAUAAGAGAAGAAACCUUGGCGAUUCAUCCGCUUUUGAACAUGUGUUUGUUGGUGAACACCAACGAUCCAAGGUACUUGGAAUGCAUAACUGGAUUCAGUUUUAUCAACAAGAAAAGAAAAACGAGAUAAAUUACUAUGGAUGGAGAAAAACCAUGAAGAACCAGUAUCAUUUCUGCUCUCCACAAUAG